This is a messenger RNA of Alternaria alternata, 1041 nucleotides long. RefSeq names its product zeta-crystallin. The transcript is spliced from 3 exons. Gene Ontology annotation, cellular component: mitochondrion. Bases 1 to 1041 code for a protein of 346 amino acids. The record is from RefSeq and is a predicted model, not a curated record. NCBI's taxonomy places the organism in Eukaryota, Fungi, Ascomycota, Dothideomycetes, Pleosporales, Pleosporaceae. Gene Ontology annotation, molecular function: oxidoreductase activity; zinc ion binding.
AUGAAGGCGAUCCACAUCGAGAAGUUCGUUUCUAAUGUCGCAGACCUACAACCAUCUACCGUCCUACCCUCAACACCCAAAUCACCCCGGGAUGUCCAUAUAAAAAUCAGCCACGCCGCGGUAACACACGUCGACCUCCUCUAUGCACAGGGUCUGCAUCAAAACAACCGCAGACAUGUCCAACCACCCUUCACCCUAGGCACAGAGUUCUCGGGCGUCGUGACCCAUAGCCCAGAAGAUUGUUCAUUCAAACCCGGCGAUCGUGUCUUUGGCGGAGGUCUAGGCGCCUAUGCGGAACAGAUAUGUGUCCCUGAAGAUGCCGUCCGUCGUGUCCCAUCUCAGUGGACGAAUGCCGAAGCAUGUGCAGUAGGCGCAAGUGGUGCGGUCAGCUAUGGUGCUUUACUCUCCGUUGCGCAACUUCAAGCUGGAGAGACGGUACUUGUACUUGGUGCCAGUGGUGGACUAGGUGUCAUGGCUGUGCAGAUUGCAAAGGCUAUUGGUUGCAAGGUCAUUGCUGUCGUUGGCGGAUCUGAAAAAGCUGGGGUGGUUAAGGGGAUCGGUGCGGAUGUUAUUGUGGACUAUGGAGACGAGGGGUGGGAAAACAGGGUUAGGGAGGCGACUAACGGUGGAGAGGGGGUGGAUGUUGUGUAUGAUGGGAUUGGGGCUGUGGAGAGUGGGAUCAAGUGCCUGAAGUAUCGGGGACGAUUGGUUGUGGUAGGAUUCGCAGCCAGGAAUGGGAGCAUUGAAAAUGUAAGGACCAAUCGAAUUCUGCUCAAGGGAGUUGCAGUACUUGGUUAUCGGUUUGGAGAAGACGGCAGGAGAGACCCGCAAAGAACGAAGGAUGUUUGGGACGGCUUUAUUAAGCUAGUAGAUGAUGGGAAGAUACGGCCUACCAUAUACAAGGAGGAGUAUGCUGGGUUAGAGACGGUCAGUAAGGCGCUGGAAGAUGUAAAGGCGCGGAAGGCAUGGGGCAGGUCUGUGGUAAGGAUAUGCGAUGAGGAACAGAUGCGCGAGAAUGGUGGACAGAAGGCGAGGCUAUGA